AGUGCCAAUAGAGAGAAAAGAUGAGGCUUUAUCUCCUUCAUGCACUGCUCAUAUAUGUCUUCAAGUUCGCCUCAAGCGAUUCUCAGGAGAUGGACUUGGAGUCCUCCCUUUGUGCAGUGAAUUCGAGCUUGGUAAAUACCUGUGUGAACACCACCUGGAACCCUCGAAUAUGCACUGGUGUGAGUGGCUCGGGAAUUCUCUGCUUGAACCGUACCAUAAACCCCGAGCUAUGCAUCGAAGGGUCCCGAUUGGGAGAUAUGGAAUGCGAGGGAAGUGUUCUAGCUCCGCCCGUAGUCCAGAGCCGUGAGAAGGCACCGUUCGCCAUGGCGCCCCCGAGGUCUGCUGGGCCCUUCGAAGAUGCAUCUUGA
Messenger RNA from Rhipicephalus microplus (southern cattle tick), 368 nucleotides. RefSeq names its product japanin-like-RA1. Lineage: Eukaryota; Metazoa; Arthropoda; Arachnida; Ixodida; Ixodidae. The record is from RefSeq and is a predicted model, not a curated record.